Molecule: messenger RNA, 406 nt
Organism: Topomyia yanbarensis
Lineage: Eukaryota; Metazoa; Arthropoda; Insecta; Diptera; Culicidae
Gene: Tfb5
Product: general transcription factor IIH subunit 5
Exons: 2
Coding region: 185-406 (73 amino acids)
Biological process (GO): transcription initiation at RNA polymerase II promoter; transcription by RNA polymerase II; nucleotide-excision repair, preincision complex assembly
Cellular component (GO): transcription factor TFIIH holo complex; transcription factor TFIIH core complex
Source: RefSeq, a predicted model, not a curated record
UGCCAAGCAUAACAGAACGAAAAGACAGGAUAGGAAAAACAUUCACGUUUACAUCGCAAACUCAAGAAAGUGCAGAUAGUUUUUGUUGAAUUUUAUUGAGUCUAAAUUCAUUUUUUUUUGCAUCGGUGAAAUUUAACACAAUCAACGGCAGGAUAGCCGAAAUAACGUCAUAACCCCAUCAGCAAUGGUGAAUGUUAUGAAAGGUGUCCUCGUUGAAUGUGAUCCGGCUAUGAAACAAUUCUUGCUGCAUCUAGACGAAACCCAGUCGCUUGGCCGAAAAUUUAUCAUUCAAGAUUUGGACGAAAGACAUCUUUUCAUCUCAACGGAUAUCAUCGAAACGCUACAGGCCCGGGUUGAUGACUUGAUGGAUCGGAUCAGCGUUUCUCUGCACGAAAAGGAAGCCUAA